AUGCGCCCAUGGAUUUACUCCUCCAGUCUUCGGCUCUUGCGUCCGCGCAGAGGAGUUGCCACCGCGUACCGGGGCGCGCGGUUUCUCUCGACUUCGCUCGACUGCGUCGACGAGACCGUGUCGAUUCCUGCCGGAAACAAUGGAUUAGUGUCGUUGCAAGUGACGCGUCCAACCGCGUCAGGCCCAUCCCACGGGCAAUCUUCGCGCCCGAAUGUUAUUUUGUAUCUCCCACCCGGUCCCUUGUUUCAGGAGACGGGGACAAAUCAAGAAAACCCGCAGGAUUCGAAAUCCUCGGAACCAGGGAGUCAUUAUGGCGAAUGGGAACUCGCAUCCCCAUACGCAAAGACUCUCCCCCAACAUGUCCUCGCGUCCACGACGGCCGCGACAGUGGUCACGGUCAACUAUCGCCUGGGAAAGAUAGAGGCACCGCGGAUCUCAUCCCUGGAACCAACCCCGGAUUCCCAGGACUCGCUCGCCAUCAACGAUGAGGCACUCCGUGCAUUCAAUUCCCGCCCCAGCUUCUUUCAAUAUCCGACCCCGGUCCAUGACACGCUCGCCGGGUUCGACUGGAUCCAGACCCAUCUCCAGCCUACGCACAUCGCAGUUUUCGGCUCCCAUAUCGGCGGAUCCCUGGCUCUUAUGCUCGCUUUGACCGAAGCACAGUCGGUGCGGGCCGUCACGGCAUUGGAACCAGUCUGCGACUGGCCUGGCUUGGAUGAGUACUGUGCAACCGAGGUUGAACCAGCACAUAUGCCUCUGGAUUUGAAUGACACUGGUAUUCCCCGUGCGGAAUCCUCAGUCACCGCAUAUACGAAGCAAACGCGACCACCUAAGAAAAAGACCGCAAGAGUGGCGUCGCCGGACCUGGUCCCGCUGCUUAAGGCGCGCGAACAGCUUUUCUCGUCCCCAGAACGCUGUUUCGACGCAUUCGCCUCCCCGAUUCUCUUUCUACGCUCCGCAGGAAGAGACGUUCCCCGAAAAUUCCCUCGCUAUCUCACAGGUCCAGAGUAUCCGGUCCCGGUCUUGCAAAGCUCUCCCAUGACAACCACCACAGAGCAAACCGCCGCUUCUGAUGACGAUUCCUGGGACCGGGAACCGGACCCGUCUCUCGAGUCUGACGAGGAAAAAGCCAUCUACGGAAAGUCCACGUCCACUCUCCCCGAUAGUUCCUCGGGAGUGGCUCGCCGCCGAAAGGCUCUCUCCCGCUGGCCUCCAUACGGACUCGAUUACGGGCUCAGUGGCCAGACCUGGUCAGGCCCGGGAGAUGGAAUCAGCCGGCUUGAGCUGACGCUGCCCUGGGUACGGGUUUUGCUGCGGGAGCCACUGGCGGGAUUGUCACCCGCUGCCCUGAUAGACUCAUCAUCUUCGUCACACUCAAAACUGUCCAGGUCUAACCACCCUGGCCCGGGUCCUACGGUUCUUGCUCGGCAAGCGGGUGAAAUGGUGUCUGUUAUGAGACGAGCUUGUUUUUGGGGUCGUGAGAAGGGGUUCGGGGAGCGGAGAGUGACCUUAUCGUCCCUUCAGAACAUUCAAACUCAGGAUGCCGAUAGCAACCGGGAUGUUAUAACACGAGAGGUGGGAGAGUGGCUGAUAAGUGUCUUUGAGGAGUCUAUUGAAAACAGGGAGUAA
Messenger RNA from Penicillium alfredii, 1629 nucleotides. RefSeq lists its product as uncharacterized. Bases 1 to 1629 code for a protein of 542 amino acids. The transcript is spliced from 2 exons. NCBI's taxonomy places the organism in Eukaryota, Fungi, Ascomycota, Eurotiomycetes, Eurotiales, Aspergillaceae. The record is from RefSeq and is a predicted model, not a curated record.